Paramuricea clavata is the source of this 5252-nucleotide messenger RNA. NCBI's taxonomy places the organism in Eukaryota, Metazoa, Cnidaria, Anthozoa, Malacalcyonacea, Plexauridae. The record is from the annotation of a GenBank genome assembly.
AUGGAGAAAGUUCAGGAGAUGGAGAAUGGUAGAAAUGAAGAAGUGAGUAAUGGUAAAGAUGUCGAAGAUGUGGCAGCAGUUGAUGCAGAUCUUAUAUCUGUAAGUGGAAAAAAUAAAGAAGGUAGUUCAAAAGGAAAACAUAGAACUAAACAUAAAUGUCCUUAUUCGUCUUGUUCUGUAAACAUAGUCCAUCUUCCUCGUCACAUGAGACACAUACAUAAGUGGGAUGAAAAAGAUUCUAUUGGCGUCCUUGGUAUGUUUGGUUUGCGCUCAGAGAGGAAAAAGACAUCUAAUAAACGAAAGCAUAUAUUAAGAAAAACAUUCGUAAAUUUGAAUUUCAAGAUGUUUAGACUUACACAUUAUUUAUCUAGUCAUUUAACAAUAUAAUAUACAUAUUUAUUUUAAUAUAUAGAUAUUUGUAAUUCUAUUAGUUACUCAGUCAAACUAGCACUUUGUGUGCUAUAUCUAAACAGAGUCAAAAUAAAUUAUUAUUAUUAUUAUUAUUAAGGAAAAGAUGUGCCCUGUCCAUAAUUGUCAAGCUGUGGUGAAAUAGAUACAUAACCAUCUUACGGAUUUUCAUAAUAUGAAAUGCAAAAGCUGGGUGUGAAGGAAAUGUUUAGCUGAAGCGGUUGUGCAUAGUGGACAGGCUUUUUCAUUGUGUGAAUCUAACGCCUGAUACUAGCUCAUCCAAAGAAGAUAAAGUGGUUGUGAGUAGGAAAAAACAAGGAAAAGUUAAAAAUCAAAAUAUCUUUAAAAAGGUGUACACCAGUGAUGAAGAAAGCGAGUUGGAAUAAUUUGUUCCACCAUAUCCUAAAAUCUUUCAAAAGGAAAAUAUUGAAGUAAAUAUAUCCUCAAAUUUAUCCACAGGUGAAGAUUCGAUAGGUGAAUUUGAUGUAAUAUAUGAACAAUGAGAGCGAGUCUUUCACCGGGAAAUCCAAACACGAGAAAACAAUGUAUGAAAUGAGAACACGAGUGCGAAGGGCAAGUGUUUUCCUACAUUGCUUUCGAGUGUUUGGAUAUCCCAGUGAGACACAAGCUUGAGUUGUUUAUAUGGCUUCUCAAAUGAAUCGAGACAUAACAGAAUGUUUUCGUUUGCUGAUUUGAAUAGAAUUCUUAACCAAGCUUAAAAAACUCAUUAAUAAUUCAGGAGCAAAACACAAAGAAAAAUCAUAAGUGUGUCGUAUCUUUAUAUGUGAUAAAAAAUCAUGUUAAUUUACACAACCUUUAGCUUUGAUUUUCUCGGUUUAGACAAAGUUUAUUUUAAAAAUUACUUCGCUAGUGUACUCAUCAGAAUAUGGGUCGUUUUUUUAAGCCAUUUAAAGCACGCGUAGGAGUGUCUUAUCAGAUAUAAAAUGCUCGGCUGCACCUCGCGUUUUAUAUCUGAUAAAUCACUCCUACGCGUGCUUUAAAUAGUACAUAACAUAAUUAGGAAUUCUAUUCAAGUAAUUUUGCAUGCGUAAUUAAGAUAUUUGAUGAAAACAGUAGUGACUUUCAUCAAGUUUCACUGGGAUAUCCAAAUGGCGUCUUGUGAUCAAAUAGGUGAUUAUCAUUGGUUGAAUUGCUCAUGAAUUAUUAACUCAAUUCGAUCCGCCAAUAUUAAUUUCCGACGUAUAUGACGGGAAGAUUAAAUAUUAAAGAACUUCGCGAGUAUUUGCAGUAGACAUACGAAAAUACCACCAAAAAAUUCCGCUUGAUCGAUACUAUAUAUUCAGAAAUAUUCAUAUAAUUUUAUUGUUUCUCGCUCAAUUUCAAGCGAAUUUCUUACCUUGAAAUGAUCAAUGCGGUGAAAUUUAUGCAAAUGACACAUUAUCAAUUUUGCUGUUGCAUUUUGAAUGUUCCGCCUGAUUCAAAUGCUCGUCUUUUCGCUUCUUUUCAACGUAUAAUAAUAACAAAUAUACCAAAAGAAUCGCCAUCUUCCAUUCUAUAGCUCGGAGCAGUCUCGGGAAAUUGCGAAAUAAUCUAAGCCUAUUAUGGCAAUUCUCGUGAUCGGAAAGUGUUCGGCCAACUUCGGACGCCAAAUUCUUGGUAAAGCAUUACAGUUUCCUGGUAAAAGACUGCAGGAAUCACUUCCGGAGUGUUUGUUUACCCUAGAUACGGAUUUUGAUUGGCUUAGGCAGAAAAACAAAUCUUUUAGAGCAAUUUUCCUGAUUAUCGCGCACGGGAACGCACUAGCGUUGAAAUGUAUUGUGUUGUAGUUUUGUUUCAAUCGCAUUCUGAAGACGUUUUUGGCUUUAUUUUGCAAACUGAUAGUGCUAGUAAUGAUGGAAUGUCUUCAUAUGAAGACAAGUAUCUCAACCUUGCAUUGGGAGUCGUGUCUGGAGUUUCAAGGCAAGUAUUUGUAUCAUUUCUAGACCAUUUCUAUUUCAAUCUUUUGCCGUUGCCAUGGCGUUGUAAAUUUAUUUGUAUUUAGUAUAGCUUCACUAGUACGACCAAGUAUGUCCUCAUAUCGCUUUUUUGUGUUGAAAUAAUCGUUUCAUACUGAAAUUGACAAAUAUAAAUGGUUUUUAUUUAUAUUGUUGACGAAAGUUUAUGGUGUUUUAGGCAUAAAAAUCUCUGAUUCCUAGGCGAAGUAAAAUGAGCCUUGAGCACAUGUUUCGUUGUUUGUUACAUACAUAAUAGCAAUUAGUAUUCAUACUUAUAUCUUACUAGUUGGCUCUUAUUAUAAUUUUAAGUGGCACCAUGUCUAUAAAAGUUUUUAUUUGCACUGAUGAAUAUAUUGAUCCUGUUCCUCACUGCUGUUCCUGUUUCAUAGCCUCAGGGAAGUAGAGUUCUGAUGAGUCAUGAGAACCCCACUCACCAACCCAGAGGGAAGGUAGGGGGAUGAGUAGAGGUAGAGGGAAGCCCAGCCAUUAGGACCUAAGGUUUCGAAAGCUCCCUGUCUAGCAUCCCCACUAGGCCCCAUAGUACAUGAUGGAUAUGAUGAUCCUGAUGCUAGGAAUGUUCUCCCAGAUUUUGCUCCUCACUGACAUGCCCGGGAUCCAUUUCGAUCAACUGUGAGCUUGAGUUCAUUCGGCUCAAUGAACUGUGAGCUUGAGUUCAUUCGACUCUUUUUUACUAAGUGAAUGCUUCAGGAGGUAGUUUCCUGGCCAUACCAAUACAUAUGCCCACAUACAAAUAACUCAAAAGUUAUCCCCAUACACUAAUAAAGAAGGGUCUUGCAGUCAACCUUGAGAGGUUGAUUGCCUUUUAGUAUAAUAUGCAGGUUUGCUAAUUUAAGGUCGACAGUGAGAUUGAAAAUUAUUGGAGUGUAUGGUCUGUGGGCAAUAGACAUAAUUUCUCGGGUUAGGUACAAAGCGCUUAUGGCGUUUGUGAAUAUGGUAGAUCCUGUACUAAAGACUACAGCAAUAAACUGCAUCAACAACUGUAUCAGCCGUCAUAGAAUAUUGUUGUUGCAGACAAACACACUGUCAAAUCAAGAAAUAGGUUGGGGGUUAGGCAGUUCAUGAAAGCUAGAUGACCUACUAUGUGGGGAAUAAAUCUGUGGGUUGCUGCAGAUAAUCCUAAUGGUUAUAUUGAGACUUUGAAAUUUAUACAGGAAGAAGUCCAGAUAUUCAUAGCAACAGAUUUGGGUAUGACGUGGUGAUCUGAUAUCAGUUUGGUUACAGCCUUAGGUCUUUUGUAGUACAAUAUAAAGGAAAUAUUUUCACUGCAUAAUCCAGUUAUGUGCUUUGGCAAACAUUACUGCUUUAGCAAACAUUACUGCCUUGGAAAACAUUACUUUUUUAUAACUACUAAUUAUGAUGAUGCCAGUCAAACAACACUUGGUCAUGCUAUUUGCAAAUAUUUUCAUGUUCUAGAUUGUGAAAACAAUCAAUUUCUAAACAAAUGAGUAGUGAUUAUUUCAAAUUUGAAUAGCAUGACCAAAUUUUGAGGCUGGUUAUGACACUAAUAACUAAAGUCAAUGGUGUAAUGAUUAUCUAAGAAUGUAUGUAGUAAUUGUAGAAAUAAAGACAUUUUGCUAAUCAUGAUUUGAGUGUUCUUUUGUGGGUAUCACAGACUUAUUUUGGUGCCAUACUAUCUUUGGAGAGUAAGAAAUAUUGGAAAUUUGUAUUGAUAACAUGUUGCAGCAAUAAAAAAGGACCUUUGAUAAAGGUAUUUGUUUCAUGUGAGCACAAAAUGUAAAUUUUACUCCACUACCUAGUUUAUAUAAAAACUCAAUAAAAAUAUUUCUAUUUAUGCUACAUGCAUGAAACUUCGGGUACUUGUAGAUCAUAACCGUGUCUUUCAGUCAUAUUCAUAAAAUUUUUUGACAUAUUUGAAAUUUGAACCGCUAAAUACAUUUAUGCAUAAUUGCAACAUUUUUUUAUAUCAUAAUUUAUGCAAAUUUAUGCGAGUAUAUCGUUAACCAAGCUCCGGAUGAAAUUGAAAUUGGUAUCGUUGGAAAGCAGAAGUCCUCCUCUUUCGAACGAUGCAAUUUCUGUUUCCGUGCGAUGUAUAGUUUGAGAGAUAUAAGCGUUUGAAACAACACCACUCGAAAUUGCUACUUUUCCACCGGAUGAGAAUGAGUUAAUGAAUUUGAGAAGGGCUGCUUGAACAACGUUCAUGAAAGCAAUGUGGAAGUUAAUGACAAUGGUGCAGAUGAGGACCAGAUGGUGGAAGGAAGGAACUGGUUGUACAUCGGUGCUUGUGCCAUAUUGAAAUAGUUGUUGAAACCAGGUCUUUUCAAAGACUUGUCAAAGAUUGGUUCUGGGUAAAAAGACUAGUGGGCAUAAACAACUUAAAAAAGCCAGAACAAACUGAGGGAUUCAAUGAUUUGAGCGUAGUAAGAUGAGCAGUUAAAAUCCUUGGUGACUACCAGGAUUUGACAUCUGUUGCAAUGCGUAGCUAAGUUGAAUACACAUUGGUGAGGGAGUAGCUCCUCAUAUUACUAUGUAUCAACAAUGGCAGUCGAGCAGGUGUUCUAGCGAACAUGACACUUGGUGAGUUUUGUAAGGCUCGGGAAGAUGGUUCUUUUGUCAUCAAGAUAAGAUACAAUGCCCUUGAACACAACCACCUUCACUGCCAUAUAAACUGAAUAUAUGUACAUUGAGGUAAGAUCAUUCACAUUAUGGCAAAUAAUUUUUAUGCUUAAAGGUUAUGUUCAAGAAGUAUGGGACACUUUUGUUGGUGCACUUGAAAAAGGAAAAUGUUAUAGAGAAAGAAAUGAAAUUAAUAAAAGAAAUGACUCCAGCACCAAUGAAUAUGAUGUUAACAAAGCAACCCAGAGAAGAUGCCAUCAAGAAGCGAGAGGACAGAAAAAAAAUGAUCAUUAA